GGCUCGGGGCUGGCGGAGCGCGGCAGGGCCGGGCAGUGGGCGCGGGGGGGCGGCCGGGGCAGCAUGAGCGCGGUGCUGCGCGCGGCCUGGCGGUUGGGCGCGGCCGCGCGGGGCCGGGCCGGGCGGGCGCUGAGCCAGGCGCCCGGGGAAGGCGGCGGCGCUGAGGGCGGCGGCGGCGGCUCGGGGUCGCGGGAGGCGGUGGAGCGGCUGGUGCGGGAGCACCCGGUGGUGGUGUUCAUGAAGGGCAGCCCGGCGCAGCCCCUCUGCGGCUUCAGCAACGCUGUCGUGCAGAUCCUGCGCCUGCACGGCGUGGAGGACUACCGCGCCCACGACGUCCUGCAGGACCCCGACCUCCGCCAAGGAAUAAAAAACUACUCUAACUGGCCUACCAUCCCACAAGUAUACCUCAAUGGUGAAUUUGUUGGUGGCUGUGAUAUACUCCUCCAGAUGCAUCAGAAUGGAGAUCUUGUGGAAGAGCUGAAGAAGUUGGGAAUCCGUUCAGCACUUCUGGAUGCAGAAAAAGACCAAGAUAAAAAGUGAAAGGAUUAAAAAAGAUGCUGUGACAGGAAGAAGCCUGAUCUUCGAGAGGAACUUGUUACCAGUAAAGCCUUAUGUUCUUUAGCUCAGAGAAGGCAUCUUUUUGAACCGACACUAAAGUUUAUCUGUGAAUGUCUAAUGCUCAUGGUAAAUGUAUGAUCUUGGCGUUUUGAUUUCUGGAUAUUGUGAAAAUUUGAGUAUAACCACUGUACUGUAAAGCAUACAUUUGUUGAAAGUGUGCUUUUUAAAAAAAAAGUUCACUUCUAAAAUCAUUCACUUCUUGAUUGGGGCAGGAGUACGCCAACCAAACAAGUAAUACUUCAGUGCUUUUUGAAUGUGUGUUUCUCUGUUCUUUGAUACACAAACCUAUGCAAACAGUGUUUGCAUUCCCUUGCUCCUCUUGAAAAAGUGUUAAGUAAUAGUGCAACAGUUUUGCUCCAUAACUCCUGGUGAUAAGAUCUCCUGAGAGCCUGUAAAACUUCUGUAACCACAUUUGAUGUAGGAGAAAAUAGUAUUCAAAAAUAUAUAAGAAAAAAUAUUAUUAUAUGGGAGUGCAUUAAAUAUACUUUUAUUCUUAAGGGUAAAAUAAACAGAUUUGUACAAAUACAUGUAUAAUGGUCAUUAUUACUUUAUAACAUUCUGAUGGCUUUUAAAAGAAAGGUAUGAAUUGUGCCUAAAGAUUUUAUAAAAUGUUUUCUACCUCUUGCAAAGCAGCUCUCCCCCUGCUUAUAUACUUCGUGUAUUGUAGUUCUGUGUCAGUGCUAAAAGGUGGGAAUUAUUUAAGGCUACAGUAUUCUAGAUUGGAAUAGUACAGGAGAAUACUUCAGUUACUACUGUAAUCUUGUAUUAUUUGCUAGUUACUAUGUUAUCUUUAUAUUUGUUGUAUUUCCAAGUAUUUUCUCUGAACUUGUGUGCUUUGACGAAUAUGGUCUUCAAACAUGGGGUUAACAGAGGAAAUGUUUCUUGUAGAUAAGAUAGUAAGUGCAGCAGACAGUCGACUGAAUAGAUAAAUGUUUCUUUGUGGAAAGUCUCUGAAGUCUUCAAUACCUAUCUAACCACAUUUCUCGAAGUUAAAACCAAUCUUAUUAACUGGUAUAGCUUCAGCUGUACUAAGCCAAAGGUUAAAAGCUAACCACCAUACUGCUAAGGUUAAAAACUAUUUUUAAAUGCAGUUUACUUUUAUUAAGAUAAACUAUUUUGCAUGUGAAUUAGACAAGUGAUUGGAAAUAAACUAUUUUAUGUUGA
This is a messenger RNA of Apus apus (common swift), 1782 nucleotides long. It is a transcript of the gene GLRX5, whose product is annotated as glutaredoxin 5. The transcript is spliced from 2 exons. NCBI's taxonomy places the organism in Eukaryota, Metazoa, Chordata, Aves, Apodiformes, Apodidae. The record is from RefSeq and is a predicted model, not a curated record. The coding region runs from base 64 to 540 and encodes 158 amino acids.